This is a messenger RNA of Elephantulus edwardii (Cape elephant shrew), 1287 nucleotides long. It is a transcript of the gene ENTPD5, whose product is annotated as ectonucleoside triphosphate diphosphohydrolase 5. The record is from RefSeq and is a predicted model, not a curated record. Bases 1 to 1287 code for a protein of 428 amino acids. Gene Ontology annotation, cellular component: membrane. Gene Ontology annotation, molecular function: GDP phosphatase activity; UDP phosphatase activity. Gene Ontology annotation, biological process: nucleoside diphosphate catabolic process. NCBI's taxonomy places the organism in Eukaryota, Metazoa, Chordata, Mammalia, Macroscelidea, Macroscelididae. The transcript has 13 exons.
AUGGCCACUUCCUGGGGCGCAGUCUUCUUCACGCUGCUGGUGUCCUGUGUUUGCGGCACUGUCUUCCACAGAGACCAGCUGACUUGGUUUGAGGGCGUCUUCCUGUCAUCCAUGUGCCCCAUCAACGUUAGUGCCAGCACCUUAUAUGGAAUUAUGUUUGAUGCAGGGAGCACUGGAACUCGGAUUCAUGUUUAUACCUUUGUGCAGAAAAUACCAGGACAGCCUCCAAUUCUGGAAGGGGAAAUUUUUGAAUCUGUGAAGCCAGGACUUUCUGCUUUUGUAGAUCAACCUAAGCAAGGUGCUGAGACUGUUCAAGGACUGUUAGACUUGGCAAAAGACUCAAUCCCCCGAAGUCACUGGAAAAGGACCCCUGUAGUCCUGAAGGCAACAGCAGGACUCCGCUUACUACCAGAACACAAAGCUGAGACUCUGCUCUUUGAGGUAAGAGAAGUCUUCAAGAAGUCACCUUUCCUGGUACCCGAUGACAGUGUUAGCAUCAUGGAUGGAUCCUAUGAAGGCAUAUUAGCUUGGGUAACUGUGAAUUUUCUGACAGGUCAGCUGCAUGGCCGCCGCCAGGAGACUGUGGGCACCCUGGACCUCGGGGGGGCCUCUACACAAAUCACUUUUCUGCCACAGUUAGAGAAAACUCUGGAACAAACCCCUAGGGACUACCUCACUUCCUUUGAGAUGUUUAACAGCACUUAUAAGCUCUAUACACAUAGUUACUUGGGAUUUGGAUUGAAAGCUGCAAGAUUAGCCACCCUGGGAGCCCUGGAGACAGAAGGGAUUGAGGGACAGACCUUCCGAAGUGCCUGUCUGCCACCAUGGUUGGAAGCCGAGUGGAUCUUCGGGGGUGUGAAAUACCAGUAUGGUGGCAACCAGGAAGGGGAGGUGGGCUUUGAGCCCUGCUAUGCCGAAGUACGGAAGGUGGUACAAGGAAAGCUUCACCAGCCGGAUGAAAUCCAGAGAAGCUCCUUCUAUGCAUUUUCUUACUAUUAUGAUCGGGCUGCUGACACAGACAUGAUUGACUAUGAAAAGGGGGGCGUUUUAAAGGUUGAAGAUUUUGAAAACAAAGCUAGAGAAGUGUGUGAUAACUUAGAGAGCUUCACCUCAGGGAGUCCCUUCCUGUGCAUGGACCUCAGUUACAUCACGGCCCUGUUAAAGGACGGCUUUGGCUUUGCAGAUAACACUGUCCUGCAGCUCACCAAGAAAGUGAACAAUAUCGAGACAGGCUGGGCCUUGGGAGCCACCUUUCACCUGCUGCAGUCUCUGGACAUCUUCCACUGA